UUCCCAUGAUCCCAUCCUCAUUCUCGUUCUCCACUCGCGCUUGUUGCGUCUUCGUCUCCUCUCCUUUGUCGCCUCAACCUGUCCAAGCUCGCAAUCACAAUGCCUCCCCACCGUUCACCAUCCGCUUUCUCCACCAUCCACGGCAAUGACCCCCCCGCUCCAUUCUCACCCGAGGCCCUCAACAUGAUUCUCGACCCAGACAACCGCGACAACCGCGCAAAGUUCAAAAGGUACAUGGCAGACAACCGCGACCUCUUUGUUCCCCGCUUCGACAUCCCCUUGGCCGAGGAGCGCGACCGCGCCUUCGCUCGUCUUCAGUCCGUCGCACGUCAGGGCUUCAUCUCGGUCCUCGACUUUGAACGCAACCCGCUCAACGUGUUUGCCGCCCACGAGCUGCUCGGCAUGGUCGACGGCGGCGGCGCAACCAAGAUGACCGUCCACUUCAAUCUCUUUGGCGGAACGUUGCUCAAGCUCGGCACAGACCGCCAUCGCCAUCUCCUGCCCGAGAUCGACCGCCUUGACUCUACGGGUUGCUUCGCGUUGACAGAAUUAUCGUACGGCAAUAACGCGGUCAUGAUGGAGACGACGGCUGUUUACGAUCCUAAGACGCAAGAGUUCGUUGUCGACUCACCCACACCCAAGAGCCAGAAGUACUGGAUCAGCAACGGGGCCAUUCAUGCGCGCUACUGCAUCGUGUUUGCGCAGCUAAGCGUUGGUGGCAAGCAAGAGGGUGUACAUGCACUCCUUGUGCCAAUCCGUGACAAGAACCUCAAGGUGCUUCCCAAUGUCACCAUUCGCGACAUGGGUCGCAAGCAGGGUCUCGAUGGCGUCGACAAUGCCCUCCUGGCAUUUCACAAUGUCCGCGUUCCUCGCGAGAACCUUCUCAACCGUUACUCUGAGGUCGACGAGUCUGGUUCUUUCUGCUCCAAGAUUAGUAGCCGUCGCGGAAGGUUCAUCAAAGUUGCCGAUCAGCUGUUGUCUGGCCGCCUCUGCAUCGCCGCGAUGACUCUCAGCUCGGCCAAGUCCUCGCUUACCAUCGCCAUCCGGUACGCAGCCACACGCCUCGGCGUUGGCCCGAAGGGGCUCUCGGACACGCCAAUCCUAAACUACCAAUUGCAGCAACGCGCGCUCAUCACCAUCCUCGCACGCACGUAUGCGUUGAGUAUGGGCAUGAAUUAUGUCAAGGCCUUCUGGGCCGACCCCAAUAGCGACCCAGAGGACGUCGUCCGCAAGGUUUGCGUCAUCAAGCCGCUCGUCACCUGGCACGCUGAGCGUACUGGCUCGAUCUGCCGCGAGCGCUGUGGCGGGCAAGGGUAUCUCGCAGCGUCGCGCCUUGCGGGCACCAUCUCCUUCGCGCACGCUGGCAUCACGGCUGAGGGCGACAACUCGGUGCUGAUGCAGAAAGUCGCCAAGGAGCUUCUCGCCGGCGUCGAGGCCGGCAAGGUCAAGCUACCUACCGGCGCAGCCGCGUCAGGCGACAUCACUGACCCACAUGUGCUCGCCGAGCUCAUCAGGGCAUUCUCACACCGUUCCCUUUCUGAACUCGGUGCCUCGCUCGCCCGAAAGCUCGGCAAAGAGCGCCGCCCCCUCUUCGAGGUGUGGAUGGGUGAGGAGAGCGUAGCCAUCCAGCGCGCCGCCGCAGCCUAUGGCGAGCGCCUGUGUAUGGACGAGGUGAUCGUCCAGAUGGAGAAAGCCGACCCUACAACGCGCAAGGUCCUCGCCCGCGUCGCGACUGUACACGCUCUCGCCGUCGUCGAGCGCGAGCUGGGCUACCUCAUCACGCACAAGCUUGUCCCUACCGACAUCGCGGCCACGGUGGAGGAUCGUCUGUCUAUGGCCGUUGCGGACCUCGCGCCGGACGCUAUCCCCCUCGUCGCUGGAUUUGGCAUUCCAGAGGAGCUGCUUUACGCGCCCAUCGCGAUUGACUGGGAGCGAUACAACGAAUACGACAAUCACGGGGAGCUGGUCUCGGCAAAGCUUUGAGGCGAUGUGAUGUGAGGGACAUGCCGGGGUUAUCGUGGACAAAACGAGCCUAAGUGCAGUUGUAUCAGGAUGAGUGAAUGAACGAAUGGCAGUA
Molecule: messenger RNA, 2077 nt
Organism: Cutaneotrichosporon oleaginosum
Lineage: Eukaryota; Fungi; Basidiomycota; Tremellomycetes; Trichosporonales; Trichosporonaceae
Biological process (GO): lipid homeostasis; fatty acid beta-oxidation using acyl-CoA oxidase
Cellular component (GO): peroxisome
Molecular function (GO): FAD binding; acyl-CoA oxidase activity; fatty acid binding
Source: RefSeq, a predicted model, not a curated record